Messenger RNA from Phacochoerus africanus (Common warthog), 1671 nucleotides. It is a transcript of the gene SLAMF8, whose product is annotated as SLAM family member 8. Gene Ontology annotation, molecular function: signaling receptor activity. The coding region runs from base 580 to 1467 and encodes 295 amino acids. Gene Ontology annotation, biological process: regulation of B cell differentiation; leukocyte chemotaxis involved in inflammatory response. The record is from RefSeq and is a predicted model, not a curated record. NCBI's taxonomy places the organism in Eukaryota, Metazoa, Chordata, Mammalia, Artiodactyla, Suidae. The transcript has 6 exons.
CGCCUAGCCCACAUAGCCACGCCAAGUCCAACACAUGAAAGUAUGGAAUAGGUAGUUCUAAGAAGAGGUAGAUCUGGCUUGGCAUGGCUGGAGAGCAGAGUGGCCGUGGGACACGGGGCUGGAGAAGCAGGCUGGAGCUGGACUUGGAAGAAUCUUGGAUGCUACGCCAAGAGUUUAGUCUUUAUCCUGAGAGUGGUGUGAGGCCACGGAAGAAUCUGAAGCAGAGGAGAAGUAAUGAUGGGAAUUGCAGUUUAGAGGGGUCUCUGUGGCUGCAACGGGAAUGCCAGGAGGCAGCGGGGCAGAGCGGGAUGCAGAGAGGCCCUACCGGGAUUCAGAGAGGAAGAUGUGGGCUUGUGUGUGGGUGCCGGUCGCCUGCACUGGCCAACCAUAGGCACUCAAAAGAGGCUGACUUACAAGAAUCAGCUCCUGAUAGAGUCCAGCUAGUCUCGAGGCCAACUUCCACUUUCCUCUGGAUGUUUUCACUUUUGGGGCAUCUUGUUCUGAGUCAAGAUUCCUUCUUCUGAACACGGGACUUUCCAAAAGGACCACAGCUCCUUCCGUGCAUCCACUCGACUUGGGAUGUGUUGGAUUUUGGUUGUCGAGGGAGCUCGCCUGCCUCUCUGGAGUAUGGCCGUGUGGUCCCUGUGGAGUCUACUUCUCUGCGAAGCACUAUUUCCCGUCGUUGUCACCAGUGUCCAAGUGCAGGGCCAGGUGGGGGGCUCAGCCCUGCUGGUGGCAGAACGCCCUCCUGGCUUCCAAGUCCGUGAGGCCAUCUGGAGAUGUCUCUGGCCUUCAGAGGAGCUCCUGGCCACGUUUUUCCGGGACUCCCUGGAGACUCUUUACCACUCCCGCUUCCUGGGCCGAACCCAGCUGCACAGCAACCUCAGCCUGGAGCUCCGGCCGCUGGAGUCUGGAGACAGUGGCAACUUCUCAGUGCUAUUGGUGGACAAGGAAGGUCGGGCCUGGACACAGACUCUGCAGCUCAAGGUGUAUGAUGCAGUGCCCAGGCCCGUGGUGCAAGUGUUCAUUGCCAUAUCAGGGGAUGCUCAGCCCCUCAAGACCUGUCAAGUGUUCCUGUCCUGUUGGGCCCCCAACAUCAGCGACAUAACUUAUAGCUGGCGACGCGAGGGGACUCUUGACCUUGGUGUCGAGCCAGGUGACCUUUUCAUGGAUAGACAGCUGCUGAGCGUCUCACUAGGACCAGGAGACAAAGGCGUGGCCUAUUCCUGCAUCGUCUCAAACCCUGUCAGCUGGGACUUGGCCACAGUCACCCCCUGGGAGAGCUGCCAUCAGGAGGCAGCCCCAGGGAAGGCCUCCUACAAAGACGCACUGCUGGUGGUGGUGCCUGUCUUGCUGCUCCUGAUCCUGGCUGGUCUCUCUGCCUGGCGCUGGGGCCCCUGCUCAGGGAAGAAGAAAGAUGCCUGUGCUGACGAAGUGGCUCCAGAGACAGAGAAUCCUCUUGUGUAGGGUGGGCCUUGAGGGAAGAGAGAAACGAAGCCUGGAUGGUCCUGGCUCUGCUCUGGGCAACAUGGGCCUAGAAGGACAUCCCCUCAAGGAUGCUGGAAGUUCUCCAGGAUCCCAGAUUGAUUACCCAGGGUGCUCACUCCCCACCCACUGUUCACAAAGUAUUGUUAUGGACUGAAUUUGUCCCCUUUAAACUCCUAUGAUGAA